Dryobates pubescens (Downy woodpecker) is the source of this 822-nucleotide messenger RNA. It is a transcript of the gene DCDC1, whose product is annotated as doublecortin domain containing 1. The record is from RefSeq and is a predicted model, not a curated record. NCBI's taxonomy places the organism in Eukaryota, Metazoa, Chordata, Aves, Piciformes, Picidae. Gene Ontology annotation, molecular function: microtubule binding. Gene Ontology annotation, biological process: regulation of mitotic cytokinesis.
CAAGAUUAUUCUACACAUCAAACAAAAUCAGUUCAGAGCUGUGAUGGAGUAUCAGACACAGACAACUACAAAUCAAGCAGUACAGACAAUUUCUGUCUUGUAUCACCAUCCAAGAGAAACAGAACUGAAGUUGUUCCCACAGAAUUAACUGUGCUCUCUGUUUCAAAAGUCCAGAGUGCAUUUCAAGUAUCUAAAGUUAUUAAACAGCAGCCAAACAUAAUCAAAGUCAUAGCUUACAGAAAUGGCACAAGUCAGAUUUUUGCCACAUAUUCCUUACCUCUCGUGUUCAUUUAGCUGCUAGAGGAGUGCUCUGAAAAGCUGAAUCUGAACAUGGCUGCACAAUGAGUGUUCUUGGCAGAGGCCACUGAAGCACUAGAACCUAAAGUCGUACCCCAUGAUGCCAACGUUUCUAUUUCGACUGAAGAGGCCUUUUUAUAGCCAUUCAGAAAAAUGAAAGACCAUCUGUCAUUAAUGAAGAAAGUAUCUUGGAAAGUGAAUGGCCUCGUUCUUCAUAAGGGUCUCAAGUAAAAGAAAGCCAAGCCUGUCAUUUCCAGCUGCAUAUUGAAAAUUAUUGAGGACAACUCUGACAGAAGUUUAGUUCUUAAGAAUUGGUCGGGGCAGGUUAACAAUGAGAGUGUUGCGCCACAAGAUCAAAUUAAACAGCCCUCCUCUGAGAUUCUAGAAGGGUACAGACAACUGAAGCACAACCUUCCACUUAGCUUCGUAGAAAAGGAAUUCAGUUUCACGUUCCAUGGCUGGAAUGUGGGAACUGGGGAUGGCUGGCAGAUCUGCCUCAAAGGUGCUUUUCUAGAUCAAAAAUAA